AUGGAUAGUAGUAUAACGACUACGUUUGGAAUGGAGGAUUUGGAUUCACAUAUUAUUUUACUUGAAAAUAACAUUGAUCAAAUAGAAUCGGAUAGUUGUAUGACGACUUCGAAUGAAAUGGAGUAUUCGGAUUCAUGUAUUAUUUCACCUGAAGAUAACACUGAUCAAGAAAAUUUGGAUAUUUUUAUGACGACUACAUAUGAAUUAAAUGAUUCGGAUACCAGUAUUAUUUCACCCAAAGAUAACAUUGAUCAAGGUAAAUUAGAUUGUUGUAUGGCAACUUUGAACGAAUUGGAGGAUUCCAAUAUCUGUAUUAUUUCACCUGAAAAUAACACUGAUCAAGGAAUAAGUGAUAAUAGUAUGACAACUUCAAAUGAAUUGAACAAUUUGGAUAUCCAUAUUGUUUCACCUGAAGAUAACAUUGAUCAAGGAAAAUUAAAUUGUUGUAUGGAAACUUUGAACGAAUUAGAGGAUUCCAAUAUCUGUAUUAUUUCACCUGAAAAUAACACUGAUCAAGGAAUAGGGGAUAAUUGUAAGACGAUUUCGGACGAAGUGGUAGAUUCGGAUACUUGUAUUAUUUCACCUAAAGAUAAUACUGAUCAAGGGAAAUGGGAUGUUUGUACGACGACUUCAAUAAAAUUGGAGGAUUCGGAUUCACAUAUUAUUUCUCCUGAAAAUAACACUGAUCAAGGAAUAGAGGAUGUUUGUAAGAUGACUUCGAAUGAAGUUGUGGAUUCGGAUUCAAAUAUUAUUUCCCCUGAAAAUAAAACUGAUCAAGAAAAUUGUGAUAGUUGUAUGACAACUUUGAGCAAAUUGGAGGAUUCAGAUUCCCGUAUUAUUUCUACUGAACAUAACACUGAUCAAGAUUUAAAAGAAAAUAUUGAUUCGUACAUUGAUAUCCACAGUAUUUGGGAAUGUAUGAAAAGAAUAAAUUCAAACUUGGACUUUUUAUCACAGAAAUUUAAUGAUGCACAAUCUGAUAAAGCACAAGUAAAAGCUCAACAACUACCAGUAUCAACAUCGGACAAUGUCGAUUUUCUUUUAAUGUUUCCCUUAAAAAAAAUAGAAGAUGUUAUUGAACUCGAAUUAAGACUCGUAGAUGAAAGUUCACAUUUCUAUAAAAAGUUUAUUUCAUUUAUCACACCUAAAAAUCUUGAUAAGCAGGGAUCAAAUUUGAAAAACUUUGUUAGAACAAUUUUGCGUACAUUGUUUACUUAUAGUUUAACAAGCAACUAUUCUUGGCAUGGAUUUCGAGGAAAUUUUCAAAUUGGAAAUUUAAAAGUCAUCAAAAUUAUUUUUGAUGUAUCAAAAACCAAAUACAAACAAGUUACAAAGCAAAAGGUUAAUUCGUACAUCAAGGAAUGGAUCAGAUAUGCCAAACAACGUCAUAAACAAUUAACAAAAAAUAACGAUUUCUAA
Molecule: messenger RNA, 1419 nt
Organism: Macrosiphum euphorbiae (potato aphid)
Lineage: Eukaryota; Metazoa; Arthropoda; Insecta; Hemiptera; Aphididae
Source: the annotation of a GenBank genome assembly